AUGCCCGCUAUCCCUAAAGAAAGCGACUUUCCGUCAUCUAUAUCUCUCACCAUCACCCCACCAGACUCACCACGAUCAACAAACAUCCUCAUCCUCCUCCAUGGACUAGGCGAUACACCCGCGCCUUUUACCAGCUUUGCAUCAGCCCUCCACCUACCUGAGACAAGCUGUAUAGUCGUCCGGGCCCCCGUCCCACUGCCGUUCGACCUUCCCGGCUUUCACUGGGGUGAUGACAUAGUUUUUGAAGCAGACUCGUUAGAUCAAGACCCUGGCUUUACCAGGGCUACUCGCAUGAUAGUCACGGAUAUCAUACGGUCAACAUUAAUAGACAAGCUCGGGUACAAGGCUCGCGAGAUAUUACUUUUCGGGUUCGCGCAGGGUGCGAGCGUUGUACUGAGUGCAGCAUUGGAAUUCCAUCGGUCGGAGGCUGGCCGGGGAGAGCUUGGUGGUGUCGUUGCUGUUGGCGGAGUGUUGCCUCUUUCCGCUAUCAAGGAGAGAGGAAGUAGGCAAAAUAAAUCACCUAGCCCUGUGUUGGUGUUGGGUGGUCAUGGUGCGCAGAGCGCCGUAUCGGAUGUCGGCACUCGUCGAACGAAGGAAGAAUUUGAAUAUGUGGAUGUGGUCCGCUGGAGGAGCAAGAAGGAAGAUACCAUGCCCCGAAAUAGGGACGAAAUGAUGCCUAUCAUGCAGUUCUUCGCGAGGCGGUUACGUAGCACUAGCGGAGUGCCAGAAGGAAGCGUGGAGCUUACUUAG
Nannizzia gypsea CBS 118893 is the source of this 750-nucleotide messenger RNA. Its product is annotated as phospholipase/Carboxylesterase superfamily protein. Bases 1 to 750 code for a protein of 249 amino acids. Gene Ontology annotation, molecular function: carboxylic ester hydrolase activity; palmitoyl-(protein) hydrolase activity. The transcript has a single exon. Gene Ontology annotation, biological process: protein depalmitoylation. The record is from RefSeq and is a predicted model, not a curated record. Lineage: Eukaryota; Fungi; Ascomycota; Eurotiomycetes; Onygenales; Arthrodermataceae. Gene Ontology annotation, cellular component: cytoplasm.